This is a messenger RNA of Harmonia axyridis, 5609 nucleotides long. RefSeq lists its product as uncharacterized. Gene Ontology annotation, biological process: modulation of chemical synaptic transmission; monoatomic ion transport; synaptic transmission, glutamatergic. The transcript is spliced from 26 exons. The record is from RefSeq and is a predicted model, not a curated record. Gene Ontology annotation, cellular component: postsynaptic membrane; plasma membrane. Gene Ontology annotation, molecular function: glutamate-gated receptor activity; transmitter-gated monoatomic ion channel activity involved in regulation of postsynaptic membrane potential. Lineage: Eukaryota; Metazoa; Arthropoda; Insecta; Coleoptera; Coccinellidae. Bases 246 to 5543 code for a protein of 1765 amino acids.
AGUGUUGUUUAGGCUGAUUACAUGGUUGCAACUACAUUUCACGAUCUCAAAUUACAAAAAUUUCUAGGAAUUCCAACGGAUAUUCUUUUCUUUUCUCGUUUUCCAAGAAUUGCAUAUUCCUAAAGAAUUGAUUGUAUUUAAGAGAUAUGGACUGAAUGAAAAUAGCACGGAGCUUCAAAAUCCUUGGUCAAAAAUAGAACGUCGCUUUAUAAAAUAUGAACGUUUUGACAAACACCUAAACCAAAAUGCGACAAGUCUUUUUAUUUUUUCUUAUUUAUUUGGGUAGAUGUUUUUGUUCAGAAAUUGUUAUAGGAGCUGUAUUCGACAAAUACAAAGGCGCCGAUGAUAUAUACUCCGCUAGAGCUCUCAAAUACGCCGUUGACAAAAUCAACGAAGCAACCGGCGACAAUUCCCCAAAACUUGCCUAUAAAAUCGAAAAUAUCACGGAGAACAAUCCUUUCCAAGCCCUUAGAAAAACCUGCGAACUCUUGAACCUAGGAGUGGUAGCCAUCAUAGGACCAAGAAAUGGUAAAAAUUUCGAAGCAGUUCAGUCGGUAUGCGACGCCAAAGAAAUUCCUGUCAUACAAACUACUUGGAAUGCUAGACCCCUGAGGGAUUCCAAUGUUAUCAACAACCACCCUCAUCCUUCUGUUCUAUCCCAAGCCUAUCUAGAUUUCAUAAGGGUUUGGAAUUGGAAGAAGUUCACAAUUCUGUACGAUAAUGAUGAGAGUUUAAUAAGAUUAGAAGAAGUACUAAAAUUAACAUUGGAUCGGUCUUAUGUUAUCAUUGUUAGAAAGUUGGACCAAUACAAUACUGGGAUUUACAGGAAUAUAUUGAGAGAAAUGGCUGAUAAUGAUAUGACAAACUUUUUUAUCGAUUGUCGACUGGACUUUCUGCAAGAUUUAUUCCAGCAAUCCCAGCAAAUGGGUCUGAUGAACAAAAGAUAUAACUAUUUCGUGAAUAACUUGGACAUCCAUGUAUUAGACCUGUGGUAUCUCCAGUACAGCCAAACUAAUAUAACAACAUUACGCCUUGUUGAUACUGAAGAAGAGGCUAAACCAGCCUUGUGCAUGUCUUACUAUGAUGAAGAAACUGAAAUGUACUCCAAUUGUUUCCUCCGAACUAGUCAUACCCUGAUUGUUGAUGCGAUGACUAUGAUAAACAACACACUAGCUGAAAUGAACGAUGUGCCUGAUUUUAGUACCAAGAGCUUAUCCUGCGACAACAUGGACAAUUGGGAAUAUGGCCUGAGCUUCAUCAACCUAAUGAAAACGAAGUCUUUCAAGGGAAUGACGGGUUUGAACGUUUUCGACAAUGAAGGUUAUAGAAGCGACUUCCUAUUGGAGGUGGUGGAGCUCCAAGAAACAGGAUGGAUUCCUGUGGGGCAGUGGACAGGAAGUGGCGGUUUCAACUUGGCCAGAAUGGGACCGACCACCGUCAAUGUGGAUGAAGCUGAGUCCUUGGCCAAUAUGAAUUUUACAGUGCAGUUAACUUUGACAAAACCGUUUGGGUUUCAUACAGAAUCUCCGAACACCUUGUAUGGCAACGAUAGGUAUGAGGGAUUUGCUGUGGAUUUGAUCAAAGCUUUGGCAGAAAUGGAGCACUUCAAUUACACUUUUGUUCUUCGAGAAGACAACGACAAUGGUUCUAAGGACGCAAUAACAGGGGAAUGGUCGGGAAUGUUAGGAGAAUUGCUGAAUAAAACUACAGACCUGGCGAUAACAGACAUGACCAUCAAUUCCCAAAGAGCCGAGGCAGUAGAUUUCACCACACCUUUCAUGAAUCUAGGUAUAGCUAUUCUGUUUCAAAAGCCAAAAGAAGCAGAACCAAACUUCUUCUCCUUCGCUGAUCCUUUCGCUUACGACACCUGGGCAGCACUCUUUAUAUGUUUCCUGGUGGUGUCUUUUUCGAUGUUUCUUCUAGGCAGAAUUUGCCCCAGCGAAUGGAACAACCCCUAUCCUUGCAUCCAGGAGCCAGAGUACCUGGUGAACCAGUUCACCCUCCCUAAUUCUUUUUGGUUUUCGAUGGGAUGUUUGAUGCAACAAGGAAGUGAGAUUGCACCAAUAGCCACAGCCACUAGGAUGGUAGGGACCAUGUGGAUGUUCUUGAUACUUAUCCUUAUUGCUUCCUACACUGCGAACUUGGCCGCUUGCUUGGCUACAGAAAAUCCUGAAAAAUUGUUUAGUGAUGUGACAUCACUUGUUGAGAAUGCUGAUGUUAAGAAUAUAAGGUAUGGAGCCAAAAGAAAUGGAGCCACCUUCAACUUCUUCAAGAAUUCCAAGAAUCCAGUUUACAAGAAAGUAUACGAACAUAUGAAGACUUACGACGCUGAAGAUAUGGUAAAGGAGAAUACCAAUGGAGUGGAACUGGCCAUAAAAACACAAUACGCUUUAUUUAUGGAAAACAUUGCCAUAGACUAUGAAACUCAAAGGCACUGUAACUUGGAGAUGUACGGAGAUUUGCUAGACAAUAAGGGUUAUGGAAUUGCUAUGAGAAAACAUUCUCCAUAUAGAAGUAAAUUGAGCUCUGCUAUCUUAAAGUUACAAUCUACUGGAGUGAUGGAUAACUUGAAGAGAAAAUGGUGGCAGGAGAAAAGAGGAGGAGGACAAUGUGUUGGCACAGAUUCAUCUGAAGCAACACCUCUAGGAAUGAAGAAUGUUGAGGGUGUUUUCAUAGUAACUAUUGAAGGGCUGAUGAUAGGCCUCUUGAUUGUGUUAGUAGAAAAGAUAAUCAGUAUAAUAACUAUUAGCAGAAGAAGCAAUGUAUCUUUAUGGCGUACUUUCAUGCACGAAAUGAAGUGUUAUAUUGAUUUUGAGAACAGGUCUAAACCGGUCUUAAGGGGCGAAGAAGAGGAGGAAGAUCAAAGCAAAGAAGGUUAUGAAGAAAUGCCCAAGAGAUCAUGUGGUAUCUUCGAUGAAAACCACGAGGAAAACAAGAAGGCCCUCGAGGCUGCCAUCAAGUUGGUCAAUCUUCAAAGGAACGAAGAUCAACAGCUAAAACCUGUUAUCGAAGUCCUAGAUCCUUUCAACAUGUUCAAGGCUUCUUCCCUCGCUUGUCAACUUCUUGAAAUGGGAGCCAUAACUAUUUUCGGUCCUUACAACACUGAUAAUUUCGAAGCAGUCCAGUCCAUCUGUGAUCCGAAGGAGGUUCCAGUAAUACAGACUAGAUGGAACCACCGACCACAAAGAGACUCAUCAAUAAUGAACUUCUAUCCCCACCCUGCCCAGUUGUCGAUGGCAUAUGUAGAAAUUUUGAAAGAAUUGCAGUGGAACCAAUUUAUCCUCUUCUAUGACAAUGAUGAAAGUUUCCUGAGGCUUCUUGAUUUGAUGAAACUGAGUCAAGACAAUCAGUACCUCAUAAUAACCAGACAACUAGAUCCUGACAGUACAGGAAUUUACAGGAACCAGUUCAGAGAAAUAACAGUAUCCCCUGUACGUAACAUUGUGAUAGACUGCAGAUUGGAAAUACUACAAGAGGUCUUGCGUCAAGCCCAGCAGUUGGGUUUGAUGAACAAAAACUACAAUUACUUCAUCGCCAACCUAGAUUUCCAUACCAUUGAAAUGGAACCUUUUCAAUACAGCAACACCAACAUUACAGGGAUCAAACUGAUCAAGGAGAACACAAAGGCAACCUCAGACUUCACAGAGGCGAUCUGCAACUCAGAAGGAUCGGAAGAAGGUUCCCCUGAGGACUGUUCCCUCACAACAAGUUCUGCUUUGAUAGCAGACGCCAUGUUUAUGCUGAACGAUGCCCUCAGCAAUCUUGAAGAAGGUGCUGAUCCCACUAAUGAAGGCCACGCUUGCAACAGCACCACCUCUUGGGAGUAUGGUUCGACUUUGGUAAACAUUGUGAGAACGAUCAAGAUAGAGGGUAGAACUGGCAUGGUCAAGUUUGACAACGAGGGAUACAGGAGCGACUUCACUCUAGUUCUGACCGAAGUACAAGAAAGAGGAAUGGUCGACAUUGGUUAUUGGAAUAUGAGCGAAGGUGUGCAGAUACAGAGACCUCUGCCAUAUCCAGAAACCUGGAACACCAAUGACGAAGAUGACGAUCCCACAAGUCUGGUCAACAAAACUCUUAUCGUCAUAACUGCCUUGACAGAACCGUACUGCUUUUUGAAGGCCUCAUCCGACAAACUUGUUGGCAACGACAGAUACGAAGGAUUCGGAGUGGACUUGAUAGAUGAAAUGGCAAAAUUAGAGAAAUUCAACUACGUCAUCGUCCUGCGCAAGGACAAAAGCAACGGCGCAAAAAGUCCAAGCGGACAAUGGUCAGGUAUGAUUGGUGAUCUGAUCAAUAAGACUGCUGAUUUGGCGAUAGCCGAUUUGACCAUCAAUUCAGAGAGGGCUGAAGCUGUCGAUUUUACCACGCCGUUCAUGGAGCUAGGGAUCAAAAUUCUGUUCCAGAAGCCUACUGGAGCGCCACCUAAUUUCUUUUCCUUCGCUGAACCUUUUGCUGUAGACACUUGGCUUAGCAUAGCUAUGUCCUAUGUGUUCGUCUCUCUAUCUUUGUUCAUCAUGGGCAGAUUGUCAGCUGCCGAAUGGACCAAUCCGUUUCCUUGUAUUGAAGAACCGGAGUACCUGAUCAACCAGUUCAGCCUGUCAAAUUCCUUCUGGUUCUCUACAGGCACUGGGUUACAGCAGGGAACAGAAAUUGCUCCAAUUGCCGUAUCGACGAGAAUGGUAGCAGGCAUGUGGUGGUUCUUCAUAUUGCUGAUGGUGGCAUCCUACACAGCCAAUUUGGCAGCUUUCCUGGCCACCGAGAUUCCCCUAAAGCUAUUCACGGACGUGGAGUCUAUGGUCAACAACGCGGAUGAACAUAAAAUUCGUUAUGGGGCCAAGGCCAAUGGAGCAACUGAGAAAUUCUUCAAGGACUCCAAAGACCACGAGAUCUACGGGAAGAUCUACAAGCACAUGCAGGAACACAGGGAGGAUAUGCCUUCAGACAACAAACAAGGUGUUACGUUGGCUGAUACGGAAAGGUACGCUUUCUUUAUGGAAUCUACGUCUAUCGAGUACGAGACUGAACGCCACUGUGGUUUGGAGAUGUACGGGGAUUACCUGGAUAGAAAAGGCUAUGGAAUAGCUAUGAGAAAAAAUUCUACCUAUCGAAGUCGACUGUCCACAACAAUCUUGAGACUGCAAUCUGCUGGUGUUAUAGACGAUUUGAAAAGAAGAUGGUGGCAAGAGAGAAAAGGUGGAGGUCAAUGUGUUACUAACGAAGACACCGGAGACGCCAAACCACUGGGCAUGAGCAAUUUGGAGGGAGUUUUCUACAUGACAGUGUACGGUCUGAUUGGAGGUUUUGGAUUUGCAGUGCUAGAAAGACUGAUCGAUGUGAUAAGUCUAAGCAGAAAGACUAGGACUUCGUUCUUCAAGGCGCUUCUCUACGAAAUGAAGUUCUACGUCAACUUCGAGAGCAACGUGAAGCCGGUCCUUGGCAGUAAUGCCAACUUGGCGGAUGGAGAAGAACAGGAACAAGAGAUGACUCCGGCAAAACCAUACGGGUUCAUCACAAACUCAAAUGAAAAAUUAGAUAUGUGAAUUGUGAUUUGGUCGCCUUGCUUAUGUUGGUACAAAUGUGUUUUGAAAUUAAAUUGUUUAACAUUA